CAUCAACUUCUGCAGGUACACCACGUCCUAGGAUAACAGAGCCAUGAAACUGCACGAAGCCUUCUUGCAGGAUGUCUACUAGCGCGAGGUCCUUCAACGAUAUCCACACUUUGCGGGUAAAUUCUUGACCAGGUGCCAGGUCCUCAACACAGUUGCAGGUCCUCACUUCGACCGCGAGCCACUUAUUGGGAGAAGAUAAUUCUCGCUCAGAUCCAGAGGUACCUUUCUCGAACCAUGUUUCCAUGCCCACAGACAGACUUCUUGUUCAUCGCUCUCAGUAGAGAGCGGGUUUGAAAGAUGGGAGGAAUUUAUAGCAAAGGGAUGCUCGGCCUUCUGGCCCUGCUACAACUGACCUGGCAUGGUCAAGCCGUUCCACUGAACAGCUAUCAGAACCUCCCAGCUGGUAUCAGUCAACAUCUGCCUCUGAACAUCACCCGUCGUGCCGCACCGACGCUCAACCAAAGUCUUCCGCAGCAAGUCAUCCCGCUGAACAUUAGUGAUGACGCAUCGAUCCGCCGAGCUGCUGCCACAGCAGCAUACAGCCUACAGUCCAUGUACAAUGGUAAUAGCACGGGUGGGGUGUUGGGAAAAUUCCCGUACCCUCCGUUCUACUGGUGGCUCAGCGGUGCCUCCUGGGACGGGAUGCUGCAUUACUGGCUCUACACCGGAGACGAGAGUUAUUAUAAUGUCACUUGGGAAGCUUUGGUCGCCCAGAUCUCGGAGACGAAUAACUACCUACCGGUGGCGGAGAAGUUUGAUGAGGGAAACGACGACAUCGCCUUUUGGGCCUUUGGCGCCAUGUUCGCCGUGGAGCACUCCUUUCGGCCUCCACCGCAUCCGUACCCGUCCUGGCUCCAGAUUUGCGACAACGUGUUCAACGACUUUGUCACGCGAUGGCGCGCUGCAAGCGAUACAUGCGGCGGCGGGCUAAGAUGGCAAGUCUUCCCCUCCAGCGCAGGGUGGGACUAUAAAAAUUCCAUUUCGAACGGCGGCUUCUUCCAGCUUGCGGCCCGGCUGGCUAGGUACACGGGCAACGCGACGUACUUUGCCUGGGCGGAGAAAGUGUGGGACUGGACCGAACGUGUGGGUCUGAUUGACGAGGACUUCAACGUCUAUGAUGGCGCCGGGAUAGACGGCGGGAAGAAUUGUACUAGCCUCGAUCAUACGAGGUGGAGUUACAACGUGGCGAUUUAUCUUUACGGAGCCGCGGUGAUGCAUAACCUGACCGUGCCGGCCCCUGCGGCUGGGACAGGCGGAGGAGAAAACGGGAGUAUCUGGACGAAGCGCACGGAUGGCCUUAUUGCGGCGGCGGAGAGGAGCUUUUAUAGUCCGUACACCAACAGCACGGGCGUCAUGUAUGAACAGGCGUGCGAGCCUGGAUGGAAGUGUAACGUCGACCAAUUCAGUUUCAAGGCAUAUUUGGCGAGGUGGUUGGCGGAUACGACGCUCAUGGCGCCGCAUACUAGGGCGACAGUGGCCAAUUUGUUGGAGACAAGUGCGGCGGCAGCGGUGAGGGCGUGUACGAGUACGAACGCUGGAGCAGCGAGGGUCAAGUGUGGUGCGCAUUGGUAUUUGGGUCACUGGGACGGGACGACGGGUGUAGGGCAGGCGUUGAGCGUUAUGGAGGUUGUGCAGAGUUUGCUUGUCAAUGGGACGAGACCACCGGCGUUCAAUUGGACUUCGCUGGGAGGGCCAGGCUGAGCGGCAGUGUUGGGUCAAUGAGAGCAGUGGAAGGAGGAGGGAGGGCAAGGGGUAGCAAGAGAGAAUCUUUUGGAGAGGCCCUGUGGAAAGCACAGAGUGUACUAGUAGUGGCAUUGUCUGAUCAGGAGCAAGUCCUGUCUUGUCUUGCGCAAGGGGUCCUGCUGACCCUUUUGACGUUAGAGUCUUUCCUGGAUCGUCAUUGUAAUGCCUAGACUUCCCACAAUACUAGUAGUAUAUAGACAUACACCUAAGUACUACCUACUAGUAGGUAGAGAUCCCAGGCGAGAAGUGGCCAUACAGAAAUCGGGUCCGAGCCUGGUUUUGUCCAGGGAUCGAAGUUAAUGGCGAUAUGAAU
This is a messenger RNA of Exophiala xenobiotica, 2056 nucleotides long. RefSeq lists its product as uncharacterized. The transcript has 3 exons. Gene Ontology annotation, molecular function: mannan endo-1,6-alpha-mannosidase activity. The record is from RefSeq and is a predicted model, not a curated record. Gene Ontology annotation, biological process: carbohydrate catabolic process; fungal-type cell wall biogenesis. Lineage: Eukaryota; Fungi; Ascomycota; Eurotiomycetes; Chaetothyriales; Herpotrichiellaceae. The coding region runs from base 298 to 1701 and encodes 467 amino acids.